AUGGCAUGCAUCUCUUAUCUAAGGAGUGUCAUGAGUAACUCAUCCAAGCUAGAAAGGCGCUCAGCUCUUAUUGAGGGUCUUAUGUGCGAGUACCAGAGAGGAAUCAAUGGUGCCGACAGUCAGAACGACACUGAUUGCGAAGGAGCCAAGGUCUUUAAGCUAUUAGAGAGUGCUGCGGAACCUGAAUUCCUAAUGGCAGAUAUGAGUAUAGAGCAGCUUACAUCUUUCACUACAUAUAAAGCAAAAUUUGAGGUAGAAUAUUGUUGUCUGCCUUUUCUCGAUAGAUCGUCUCGCGCCAAAUUGAUUAUGCUUGAAUCUGAACUUCAGGCAGCCAUGCAAAUGCAAAUGGGAAAAUCAGUGACAAAAGCUCUGGAAGAUGCUGGCUUAGGUGAAAGGGAUGUCACCCCGUUCAUUAGGAUUAGGGUUGUUGGAUUGACGAGCUUAAGUUAUGAAGGAGAACACAAUCCAAAAGAGGGCAUAGUAACAAUCUGGGAUCCCACGGAGAGUCAGAUAACCGAGCUGACGGAGGGAAAAAUAUACAUAAUGAAAGGGCUAGUACCGAUAAACACAGAUUCAGAUAUACUUUACUUGCAUGGCAGAGGGUCUAGCUCAAGAUGGCAGCCUUUGUCUCCAAAAGCUUCAGAAAGUUUUCAGCCCUUUUUCAACCCCCGUAAACCAAUAUCUUUGUCAGAUCUCGGUGAAAUUCCUAUUUCAAGUGAAUUUGAUAUCGCUGCGUACGUUUUAUAUGUGGGAGAUGCAUACACUGAUGUUCAGCAAACGAGGCAGUGGGUGUUUGUAACAGAUGGAUCCACUCAACACUCAUAUUCAGGGGAAAUCUCGAAUAAUCUUCUUGCUAUAAGCUUCAGCGCCCCAUCCACGAAUGACUUAUCCAUUCCCCAAAUCAGCAAUAAUCUCGUCGGAUCCGUGGUAGGAUUCUGCAAUCUAAUAAAAAGAGCAAAGGAUGUGCAAAACGCCAUUUGGGUUGGUGACGCAACAGAGAACUCAAUCUACUUCAUAAACGCAGAAGCUGCUUACUCCUCUCACCUCAAAACCAACAGUGCCCAAAUCCUAAAAUGGGCUAAGCUCUCUUCUUCCAACUCUGUGAUCCAUGCACUUCGGCAGAGAGUUCGGUCUAUAGUCAGUCAGUGA
Molecule: messenger RNA, 1149 nt
Organism: Arabis nemorensis
Lineage: Eukaryota; Viridiplantae; Streptophyta; Magnoliopsida; Brassicales; Brassicaceae
Source: the annotation of a GenBank genome assembly